Cherax quadricarinatus is the source of this 697-nucleotide messenger RNA. The record is from RefSeq and is a predicted model, not a curated record. NCBI's taxonomy places the organism in Eukaryota, Metazoa, Arthropoda, Malacostraca, Decapoda, Parastacidae.
GCCACGAUGGUUGACACAAGUGUAUGCUGCUCCGGCCAUACUCAGUUGGCGUUCUCCCACCCCGCUGGAAAGGUAUACUGUAAGAAGGCUCAUCACACCUAUAACUUGGUGGAUGUUACUGUGAAGUGAUUGAAGGUGGCGUGAGAUAAAGUGUUAAGAUAUAUCCUUACUGGUCUACAAUGCCAGCCAGUAGUUUGUUCGCAGAAAUGGAGCGGCCAACACCGACUCCUAGCUCCACCUCCGCAAUGGACGAACAAAGGGCACUGCAGUUAGCCCUUGAACUAUCGUUAAUUGGAUUAAACAACGAAUCAUCAGUGCCCACAAGUGAACCAGAGCACUAUGUAGUCCAAGGUCUGGAUGCUGAAAGAGCCUCCACCAAAAGAUCGCAAAAUAUGACCGAGUGUGUAGCUGUGCCGUCGUCAGAGCACGUGGCCGAGAUCGUGGGAAGACAAGGAUGUAAGAUCAAGGCUCUGCGUGCCAAGACCAACACGUACAUCAAGACGCCCGUCAGAGGGGAGGAGCCAGUGUUCGUAGUUACCGGUGAGUUAUGUCACUACCCAGCUGUAACAACUACUUACCGUACAUGUGCAUGUCAUCCCGUCCACCUGCCCACACGUGCAUGUCAUCCAGUCCACCUGCCCACACGUGCAUGUCACCCUACCAUACAACAGCAUUAAGCUUUUGCAAUAAAUUCACU